AAUGCUGGAUCUUUCCCACUGUAACAUGAAACAUACAGGUGACAUUGUGAGUGUCAAUAUGCAAGCUGCUGCCCCGUCAUGUGACUUCAACGGAUGGAUAGAGGACGUGGCUGCUAAGUCCGAUGGUGCAUUCACCGAUCUACCCGAGUUCCACAUGCCUGAUCAGUCCAAACCUCAUGAUUUUGAAGAUGUUGAGAUUGAAGGUAAAAUGAGUGGUGUGUACUGUUUUGCACCAUCAGUUGGUACAGUUCAGGCCAGUGGUACAGUCAGUCCUAGUGAACCUUUGAUAAAACCUGCAAUGAUACAAUGUAUGGAAGCCAUGACUUCGGAGAGACCAUAUUUCACUGUCACUGUCACUGAAAUGGGGUAUGACAGUGGAUUGGCUAUUGGUAUCACGAGGUCAGGACAAACUGUCGGUACGUUACCAGGAUACCUAACAGAGACAGCGGGAUAUCAUUGCCAUGGGGGCGUAUACAGAGGUUCAAGACACAAGAAUGCAUACUUUAAAUCAGAAGAGUAUGAUAAAGGAGACAUAGUAGGAUGCAUUCUUGAUUAUUCUGGUGAAGUCUACAUUGUAUCAUUUACAAAGAAUGGCCAACUGAUGGGAAGGGCACAAGUCAUGAACAACAGAAAAUAUGAUUUAUUGGCAUCCAUUGGUUUUAAGAACAUGCCAAGUGUUGUCCGGCCUGAUUGGCCCCACAAAAUAACUCAGCCAAAGCCUAUCUUUAAUCAGAAAGAUUUGAAUGACUGGAUGAAAAGUGCCGAGGUUAGUGUUCAAGGAUUGCAAAAAUUCAAACUGAAGAAUAAAUCGAGGAAAAGUGAACCCCAAAUGAUUAGUGCACCACAUCCAUUGAGUAGAGAAUGCAGCUUUUUUUCGGUCAAGAUAUUAUCCCGAAGGUCAAAGAAGAAGGGUCCUACCAUAGGGAUAUCAAAUCACUCCCAUGUACCGAGAACAAACUCCAACUAUUUGGACGUUAGUUUCUUUACGCAUAGAAAUGAUAUCAUAAUGAAAAGUCGAUCCAGAAUACCUUCAGUCAACCACCUGGACAUACCAGCCGGCUUCACCAAUGACACUAUUGGUUGUGGCAUUGUAUAUCCUGAUCCUGAACAGACAGAUGAAAGAGUACAACAGUUCGUCACUGUAUAUUUUACCGUCAAUGGUUCCGUUGUGUUCCAUGAAAUUGUAGAACAACCACAUGGUGGACUGUAUCCAACUUUAACCACACAAGUUUACGGAGAUGAACUUGAAAUUAACACAAAUUUCAAAGCACCUUCAUUACCUGAAAAAGACGCUUGGAAUGAGAAAGCAUUUGAAAAGAUCAAACAACACAAAGUACUUGUGAAGGCCUUGCAUAAAGAAACCGAUGAAAGCCGACUUGCGAGGCCGGCAUCGCCUGUAGAAAGACCUCCAAGUCACCUCAAUAAGCUGAAAGUGUAUAUUACCUGUGAUGCCGAACGGUGGAAUGAAGCCACUUAUGUCAAGGCUGGGUUGGAUUCCUAUGGCUUUAACUCUAUGUUGCUGCCCCAGGCACGCGUGGCAAAGGGUAGCAUUGAGUUAGACAUGGAACCACGUAUCAAGACAUGUCAGGUGAUCGUGAUGUGUAUCACUCCACAAUACUGCAACAGUAAGCAUGCACCGAUUGAAUUAAAGUUAGCCAAGAAGUAUAAUAAGCCGAUACUACUAGCCGUGAUGGAGAAGACGGAAUGGCCGCCUGCUGGAAAUAUUCAAGAUACGCUGCAGUAUCUGACAAUGUAUCGAAUCGAAAUGUAUUCGGAUUUUACGUGGGGGAUUGAACAACUUGAAAAGCAUCUUGUUGAUGUCAAGGGUAAAGGUUACAAUGCAGUGGAGUUUCAUGUCAGUGAGGGAGAAGGAGCGAGAUUACUCUACACCGAUGCACAGAAUGCAAGUCGUCGUAAUGAGAAGACUGACCCCAAUGCUUUGAAAAAAGCAAUUGCUGAUGCAGAUAAAAGGAAGGCUCAGGGUUUUGGCAACAUGGAUGAUUCAUCGCCAACAAGAAAACAGGCUAAUGUACAAAGAAAUUCUAAAGCAUGUACAAUUCUUUGAGGCUGAAAAUUGUGGCAAUUAUGUAGUGCGCCCUCUGCCGUCCAAUUUUAGAAAUUGUUUAUCAAGUGUAAAAGCAUGUAUUUUUAAAUAAAAUUAUGGUUGAAUAAUUUUGUACAUUUUUCAAUUACCCUAUAUUGUAGUUUUUACUGGGUCACGACUUGUGUAUUUAUCACUUACCGGUAUCUCUUGAAAUGACAUUUCAGGAAUGAUUUUUAUUUUCUGUAUAUAUGUUUACUUUAUUAUAUUUUUGU
Messenger RNA from Saccoglossus kowalevskii, 2316 nucleotides. RefSeq lists its product as uncharacterized. Lineage: Eukaryota; Metazoa; Hemichordata; Enteropneusta; Harrimaniidae. Gene Ontology annotation, molecular function: protein binding. The record is from RefSeq and is a predicted model, not a curated record.